Molecule: messenger RNA, 3538 nt
Organism: Solanum lycopersicum (tomato)
Lineage: Eukaryota; Viridiplantae; Streptophyta; Magnoliopsida; Solanales; Solanaceae
Product: protein REBELOTE
Biological process (GO): ribosomal large subunit biogenesis
Cellular component (GO): Noc2p-Noc3p complex; nucleoplasm; nucleolus
Source: RefSeq, a predicted model, not a curated record
AAAAGUGGAACCAAUCCAAGCAGCUGUAUGUAUACCCGGUGAUUCAAAAUUUCUAUCUACCCGCAACAAGGUGAAAGGAAAAACAGUAUAAUCUUCCAGAAUUUAAGUUUGAUAAGAUACGAAGAUUUGAUGGUAGUGCUAGACUACCAAAUCUUCUUCAGUUUAAUAGGUAUGCCAAGACAAUGUAGUUAAUGAAAAAAGGACAUGGCUUGUGCAAAUUAUUCGCAAAACAAAGAGCAGCAGGGCUUAUCCAAAUUGUUUGGUAGGGAAAUUUUUGAAUGGUUACAACGAAAUUCCAACCUGCUUGGUGUUGGGAGCUCGGCACACUACAAAGUAUCAAGUGGAUCUAAUAAACAAAGUGCAUCGGUUUCACUUUUUAUUUGAGCUUAACUCAAAAAUGAAGGCUCAGAUGAUAAAUAUUGUAUUUGGAGACACAAGAAUGCAACUUUGGAUUUGGAUUUGUCGGCAAGUGGAUUUUAUUAGGGAUUCCUUUUAAACUUUGGUCUGACACGAUCUUUCAAGAUUUUGGUUAGAAGUCUGGGUUUGGCUUAAAAUAGAGGAAGAAACAAAGUUGAGGAAUGAUCUCAUAUGGAAAGAAUUCGAGUUAAAUGCCCUUUCAACUUAAUUGUGAUCAAUAGUUCUUGAUUCUGGGAUUGGGAUUUUGAAAUCACUAUAUCGGUUGAGAUAGCCAUUAUUAACACAUAUUAAAAUGUAUUUGACUGUAACAACUGAGAGAUCACGAGUCCUUUUUGGAAAAAAGGAAGAGGGUGUAUUUUACGAGGCAACAUUUUGUAUUACCGAAUAAACAAAGGGCUCUAAUGAUACUUGGGAGGUUUCAAAAAUUAAAAUCUAAGGAGGGAAGCCAGAUGACCGGAAAGGAUGAAGAUGCCCUUGUUUAAUAAGUCAUUAGCUCUCUCUUGUUUGGGCCUUCCGUUGAGAAACUUGAUGCUACUAUAAAGGAAAAAGGCCCAUGUUGGUCCCCAAACCUUACAUCUACUUCUUAGCGUGAUAGAAAAGGCCAAGGCCCAAGUCAGGCUCAAACUACUUGAGUCAUAACACCUACAAUAUGCAAAUGACUCUCUAAUAAUUCUGUGAUGCAGACAAAAAUUAACUGAAAUAUUUAAAAGUCAUCUUGAUUCUGUUUGAAGCAAUUUCUGGCCUUCACAUUGGAAGAUGAAUGUCAAAUCAUUGUCAGAUAGUUGGCCUUGGAAACUAGUAUAGAAGACUAGAAGCCCAUUAAGAGUUUCAUAUUUACUUGGCUAGUCAUACGGAAAGCCUGCCUUACCCAGGAGGCAUUCAAAAAAAGGGGUAUGCAGUUUUGUUCGAGGUGUUUUAUGCGAGCAGAAAACAGAGGGGUUAGCUGGGUGAUGUCAAAGACAACCAGAGAGCUCCGUAGCAGCUCGACAGGAUUUGGCAGCAGAGGGAGAAAGGAAGAAUGGUGGAAGACUAUACUAGCCUGUAUAUGGUGGACUCUAUGGAAAGAAAGGAAUGCUAGAUGUUUUGACUUUUGAAGGACAAAAAGGAAGUUUCUAGAAGAUCAAAAUGAAAUGCGAUCCAAGUUUCUCAAAGUUCUUAGAAAAGCACAAGGACAUUGAAGCAAUGCAAAAUGGAGUAGUGUUCUCAGAUGAGGAUGAGAUGAGUAAUCAUGGAAGAGACUCGGCGACUGAAGACAACCAAGGUAAAGACGAGGGAAGAGUUUUGACAGUAUCUGCCAUUAGUUCUUGGUGUCGACUGAUCAAAGAAGAGCACAAGGAGGAAGUAUUUGUUUGUUUAUUAAAUGCUUAUCGAGCUGCAUGCCACUAUGGUGCUGAAUCCAUUGGCCUAAGGUUUCAGAAUGCUGAGACAUUCUGCAGCUUAGUAAUGUCUGUUCUUUCCGAAGCAGAUAAUAUACUUCGGGGACUUUUGGGGCUAUCAUCCUUCAGUUACAAGAAAGAAGCAGUACUAGAACUGAAGGAUACCCCACAAUGGGUUAAUGUGAAACCUCUCAUCAAAUCAUACUUGAGAAGUACAUUAUCUCUGUUGGAUCAGGUUACUGAUUCAGAAAUUCUGGCUUUCGCUUUGACUCGGCUCAGGGAUUCUUUACCAUUCUUUGAUGCUUUUCCAUAUCUCUUGCAGAGGCUUAUUAAGACGACAAUACAUUUGUGGGCUACAGGUGGUGGGAUGCUAUCAUCAUCAUCUUUUUCGAUAUUACUGGAUGUGGCCUCUCUAUUUACAACUGAUUGGUUUGACAAUUGCUUAGCAAAAGCUUUUGUGGCUUAUCUUGCUCAGUCGAGAGCUAUGGAUAUUGUCAAUAACAAGCAUUUGCAGUUCUUAAGAAAUUCCUUAGUUGACUUAUGCUCCCUAGAUGUUCAAAAAUCAUUGUCUAAAGCCACCGUGUCUGUCCGUCAGCUUGCAAAAGUAUUACAGUGGGGUUUGCAUACAAAGAAAAAGGAAGCUCUUCAAAGGAUCUGCAGUUGGGAGUAUGCCAAUUGUAUAAAUCUCUGGGUUGGUUUUAUAGCACGCAAUGUACGGGAUUAUGAUCUUCAGGCCUUUUUCUUCACUAUGGUUCAACUUAUAAAUGGAGUGGUGCGCCUGUUUCCUGGACCGAGAUAUUUCCCUUUAAGACUCAAUUGCAUUCAAUGGCUUAAUGAUCUGUCUAAUUCUACUGGAGUUUUCAUCCCUAUUGCUUCAUUUGUAUUGGAUGUUUUGGAAUAUAAAACAGUCGGAGAGCGUGGAAAACCUGGACCUGCUCUCUUCUUUCAGUCUGUUCUAAAGUUGCCAAAGAGUUGCUUGAAGUCUCAGACAUUCCAAGAUGAAUGCAUUACAUCUGCAAUUGAACAACUAUCAUCACACUUUUUACAAUGGAGCUACCACAUUUCUUUCCCUGAUCUAGCAACUGUUCCACUCAUCCGUCUGAAAAAGUUUAAUGAGUCAAAGACAAAAGAAAGUCAAUGUCGUGUGGUAAAACAUUUGAUUGAGCAGGUGGAGAAAAAUGUUGAUUCUGUGCAAAAGAAAAGAAAUGAGGUUGCCUUUUCACCAAAUGAUCAUCAAUCUGUUGAAACAUUCCUUCAGUUUGAGAAGUCCAGUCUCAGUUCUCCAUUUACUCAGUACUGCAGAAGUGUACUUGACAAGGCUGCUCUGAGGGGCUCACAUAAGAACGAAAAGAUUAGUUUGCCAACACGAGAUAAAUCAAAGCGUAAAAGAGAUGACAGUUCGAUUAACGUUUUUGGCCACAAGGAUGUGGAUACUGUUAAUGGAUCAAAGAAGCGGGUCAAAAGAUGAGCUCCGAAAGCAUAAUUGUCGUACCAUUUUUUUGUUUGCUAUAGGUUUUGAUAAUUUUCUGAUUGGCCUUACCAGUUUGGAAAUUUUGAGCUGGGUAAACAUGUUGUGAUAAUUCUUUAGGUUGGUAAAAAUUCAAUCUUCUUGUUGCUUAUUUUUCAAAACAGAAAAUAGAAAAAUGAUUUUGUUCCUAUUGAGGUCCUUGAAUUGAUGAUUAGUUUAUUUUUAUUUUUCAUGUGUCUUUCCAAGUUAAAUCAAAUUGGAAAAAGUAUACACUAUA